Messenger RNA from Culicoides brevitarsis, 1221 nucleotides. Its product is annotated as probable 3-hydroxyisobutyrate dehydrogenase, mitochondrial. The record is from RefSeq and is a predicted model, not a curated record. The transcript is spliced from 4 exons. Gene Ontology annotation, cellular component: mitochondrion. Bases 145 to 1128 code for a protein of 327 amino acids. Gene Ontology annotation, biological process: L-valine catabolic process. NCBI's taxonomy places the organism in Eukaryota, Metazoa, Arthropoda, Insecta, Diptera, Ceratopogonidae. Gene Ontology annotation, molecular function: NAD binding; 3-hydroxyisobutyrate dehydrogenase activity; NADP binding.
AUAGUGAACCAGUUUCUACAAUCGUAUAUAGGUACAUUACUUAAUUAUUUUAUUAAUAUAUAGAAUUCGUCGCUCCUCAUACAUUGUUUAGUAUUUUGGUGUCUUUCGUGUCAAACCAGCGUACAGAAAACUAUCUCAGUAAACAUGGCAAUGCGUGUGUUGAUCCAAAGUCAGGGCGUGAAGCAAUUCGCAAAAUGCGGCGAAAUGUUGGUCAUGACGCGCUCCAUGAGCACCCAAAAGGGCAAAAACAUCGGUUUCAUCGGCUUGGGACAAAUGGGAGCUCCGAUGGCAAGCAAUUUAAUGAAAAAGGGUCAUCAAUUACACGUGUACGAUGUCUCGCCGAAAGCUGCUGACGGUUUGAAAGCUGGCGGCGCAAAAGUUUACACAGAUACAAAGGAUUUGGCAAAGAACAGCGAUUUCGUGUUCACAAUGUUGCCAAAUGGAAACAUCGUGAAGGAUUGCUACAAAGAAAUGGUCGAUGGAAGUGCCCCAAAACACACAAUGUUCGUUGAUUCGUCGACGAUUGGACCUGAAGCAGCUCAAGACGUACAAAAGCUCAUCAACGAACGCGGAUACAAAUUUGUCGAUGCCCCUGUCAGCGGAGGAGUACCCGGAGCUAUUAACGGCACCUUAACCUUCAUGGUUGGCGGCAAAGUCGAAGAAUUCAAUCAAGUUAAAGACGUUUUGCAAGAUAUGGGAGGCAAAAUUACGCAUUGCGGCGACUACGGAAUGGGUCAAGCUGCUAAACUCGCAAAUAACAUGAUGUUGGCUAUCUCCAUGGUAGGUCUUGCUGAAACAAUGAACUUGGCAAUUCGUUUGGGAUUGGAUCCGAAGACCUUUGCUGAUAUCGUUAACUCGAGUACAGGACGUUCAUGGGCUUCUGAAGUGUAUUCGCCCGUGCCAAAUUUGUGUCCCAACUCUCCCGCGAACAAUAAUUACGCUGGCGGCUUUUCUACAGGACUCAUCACGAAAGAUCUUGGCUUGGCAAGCAACUGCGCUGUCAGCUCAAAUACUCCAAUUGCCCUUGGAUCGCUCGCACAUCAAGUUUAUCGUACGUUGUGCGCAAAGGGAUUAGCUGAUAAGGAUUUCGGCGUCAUUUAUGACUUCAUGAAGAACGAUAAGAACUAAAAAUUCGCCAUUUUUUGCACUACAGUGACCUUCAAUGCAUUUUUUAUAAGAUUUUUAUCCGGAAUUUUUUUGAAUAAACCCUCGAUACGUAAU